UCAAAAGCAUUUUUGUUUUUAUUUUAUUUCGUUCACAUUAUCUUUCGUCAACUACAAAAACAUUGACGGACACAACCGACCAUUCACAUCAACUUGAAAUUUCAAUUUCGAGUCUUAAAUGAAGCUCACGAACGAAGCUCCGGUCGACGAUACAAAUUCCCAAAAAGCAAGGCAGGAGCCAAAAUUCAAACCACACUCCCGUGACGCAGACGCGCUCUUCACGAUUCACCGCGCCGACCGGUGUGUCAAGUGUGCUCACAUUCUUGGUGGUCAACUGAUUUAAAAUGACGGGGAGGGGGAAAUUAUUUCUCAGUGAAUACAAAUUAGACUUUUUUUUUCCUGUUUACAUUUUAUUGCACUGGAUUAAACUCUGCAUGUGUAUCCAAAGAAGUGGCCAUUGAAAUUUUUUCGCCUGGGCCAAACACACACAAUAGGGGCGAAAACAAUCAAUAAGCACAUCAACAGUGAUGCUUCCAGUAGCUUACAUGGACUGCGGUGACCGCUGGCUCCCAUAGGCCCCACCGCCCUUCUUGCCUCCCUCCCUCGUGUGUAUCUAUAAAAAGGCGUGUCCACCCCCGCUCCCUCUCGCCGCCCCUCCCGGACACAAGUGUGACGGAGCCUCCACCCCUCGUCGCACGCCCAAGCCCAACCCAGACGCACUUCUGCUUCCCUUCAUGGAUGCUCCAGGACUCCAGCAUCCUCUGCGGAAUUGACACGCUGCUCUGAAAAGGCGGGACGCGAACACGCAACAGCUCCUCUUCACUGCCGUUGUCGCCGGGUGAAACGUCUGGGAGGCGUUGUCAUGGCAAACAGGGGCCCCAGUUACGGCCUGAGCCGAGAGGUCCAAGAAAAGAUCGAGCAGAAGUACGACCCGGACCUGGAGCAGCGGCUUGUUGACUGGAUCGUGGCCCAAUGUGGCGGCAGCGUGGAGAAACCGCCGCCGGGCAGAGAGGGCUUCCAGAAAUGGUUGAUGGAUGGGACGGUCCUGUGUCGACUCAUCAACAGCCUUUAUCCUAAAGGCAAGGAGCCUGUCAAGAAGAUUUCCGAGUCCCAAAUGGCCUUCAAGCAAAUGGAGAAAAUAUCUCAGUUCCUGCAGGCCGCUGAGGCCUACGGGGUCACCAAAACAGAUAUAUUCCAAACUGUAGACCUCUGGGAAGGGAAGGACAUGGCCGCGGUGCAAAGGACCUUGAUGGCAUUGGGCAGCGUGGCCGUAACCAAUGACGACGGCCUCUACAAAGGCGACCCAGACUGGUUCCACAGGAAAGCGCAGGGCUAUCGACGAGAGUUCACCGAGGAGCAGCUGCGCCAAGGCCGGAGUAUGAUCAGCCUCCAGAUGGGCAGCAACCGCGGAGCAUCUCAGUCAGGCAUGACGGGCUACGGUAUGCACCGUCAAAUCAUGUAGAAGACGAGCUCGCCGUCGCUUCCUGUACCUCCCUCCUCGUUUCUACUAACGCUCGAGUCACGUAGCCUAUUCUGCCUUCUGCCGACCCUAACCACCCUGAAAACUGCUGCUUUCAAACCACGUCUUCCGCUCUUUGUGUUUUCCUGCUCCGAUCGCGCCGCUCGUCCCUUUCACUUGAUGAUUUUUAACAUGCCACUCCCAAGUCCUCCGUUUAGCCCCGCUGACAUCUGAUUAAAAUGUCAAGCAAGCCAUCAGUGUUCAUUGCUGCAAUGAAAAAGAAAAAAAAAAAAGAAGGCAUGCUUCUUGAAUGACAUUUACCACGGGUGAUUGUUUUACAGUGCUUGGUUAUUAUGUAACGGUGUGCUCGGUUAGCCUCACGUGGUGCCUGGUUUAUGGAACGAAAGACCACAAAGGUCCAAGUCCUGCUACACUUGCCUCAAAAUGUGUACUUUAUUUGUGUGUGUGUGUGUGUGUUAUGUUUAUGGUAUUUGUUUUCCCAAGGUAUAUUUUAUCUGGAGGCUUACUGGAGAAAAGGAAAUAAAGUACAUGAACUGAA
This is a messenger RNA of Hippocampus zosterae (dwarf seahorse), 1958 nucleotides long. It is a transcript of the gene tagln3b, whose product is annotated as transgelin 3b. The coding region runs from base 803 to 1402 and encodes 199 amino acids. Gene Ontology annotation, molecular function: protein binding. The transcript has 5 exons. The record is from RefSeq and is a predicted model, not a curated record. NCBI's taxonomy places the organism in Eukaryota, Metazoa, Chordata, Actinopteri, Syngnathiformes, Syngnathidae.